Molecule: messenger RNA, 2548 nt
Organism: Menidia menidia (Atlantic silverside)
Lineage: Eukaryota; Metazoa; Chordata; Actinopteri; Atheriniformes; Atherinopsidae
Source: the annotation of a GenBank genome assembly
AUGUUCCAGAAGGAUGACUUGGAUCAUAGACAGGAUGGAGCUGUUGUCAGGCACUUCCAGCCUGUGGAGGCAGAUCAGACUCGUGAAGACAUCCUAAUUGGUAAAAUGGCGAAAAAGAGGAUCACACAAGAGACAUUUGAUGCCGCAGUCAGGGAAAAUGUGGAAGAAUUUGAGAUGGACCCUGAUGAGGCUCUGAGGGACGCAGUCGAACAAUUUGAGUCUCAAGGUGUGGACCUCAGUUGUAUAGUGCAAGCUGUACCAACAGCAUCAUCUAAUGAUAAUCAAGAGGAACCAAUGCAUGAGGUCCUACAGGCUUUAGAAUCUCUCAGAAUUGGAAAAGACUCCGCUUCUGUGUCUGAGGUGACAGAGGACAUGAAAUGCUUCGUCUCGCAGUGUUCUCUCGGAUUUGCACAGCGGUACCUGGCGGCUCAAAAAGAUGCCUACCCCAUCAUCUUCUCCUAUUGCAAAAAGAGUUUGGAUGAGCGGGAUGCUGUGCUUGUUGUACUAUCGGCUCUGGCUGCGCUGACAGACGGACAGCCCGACCUGCUGGACGCAGAGGGCCGGCAGUUCCUUUUAGACGUCCUCAACAAGUACCAGGCGGACACCUCGGUGAUGCGUGUGGCCAUUUGCGCGGUGCGUCACUGUUGCUUAAAGCAUGAACAGAACCGGCAGGAUUUGGUCAAAGCUGGUGUCCUGCCGCUGCUGACCGCUGCCAUUACACAACACCGUGGCUGUGCUGAGCUGGUCAAGGAGGCCUCCGCUGCCCUCAGGUUCAUGACUUUUGACGACGAUAUCCGAGUCCCGUUUGGGCAAGCGCACGAACACGCCAAGAUUAUCGUACUUGAGCACAGUGGACUGAAGGUCUUAAUCGAUGCUGCUAAAGCUCACGUUGGUAAUACUUCAGUUCUGAGUGAGCUGUGUGCAGCUUUAUCCCGCCUGGCUGUUAGGAAUGAGUUUUGUCAGGACAUCUGCGAUCUGGGCGGAUUAAAAUUCAUGAUGACAUUGCUCGCAGACAACUAUGAAUCACCGGAGUUGGUCCGGCAGGUCCUCGGGGCACUACGAGCCGUGGCCGGGAACGAUGAUGUGAAAGAUGCAGUUGUGGAUGCUGGUGGAGUUGAGCUCAUCGUCAUUGCCAUGAACAGGCACACGAGCAAUCCUGCAGUGUGUGAUCAGGGCUGCGCGUGCCUCUCCGUCCUUGCCUUACGCAAACCCAAUAACUGUAAAGUCAUCAUGGAGAACGGGGGCGCCAUGGCUGCCGUUCAGGCUAUGAAGGCUCACUCUAAUGUGGUCAGCGUACAGAAACAGGCGUGCAUGCUGUUGAGAAACCUGGUUGCACGAAUGCAGAACUUCACCCAACUCAUCCUGGACAUGGGAGCGGAGGCUUUGAUUGCUCAGGCGGUGGAGACACAUGAAGACUGCGGGGAUGUGGGUAAAGCGGCCCUCCGAGAUCUGGGAUGUAAGGUGGAACUCCGAGAGCUGUGGACGGGAAAACGCACCGGCAUUACCAACUGAACACUGCAGAUCACAAGCACAUACUUUACAAUAUCGACUUACUCUGUCUUCAGACAAUAGCAGUAGAUACAGGUACACCCUCCUAUCUAUAGACAUUUAUACUGUGUAAUUAUUGUUUAAUGGCCACCAGUGACACACAAAGACUAUUGUCCACAAUUCAAAUAACUCCAAAAAGGCGUUGUGAGACUUUGUGUUAUUUUAUUUUUCUAUAUUUGCAACACUUAUGUUUAUAAAGUGGAUUUUUUUGUCUUUUGUGCCAUGGAUUAAAAUAUUAAAAUCGACUCUUUUGCUGCUAUGCACUGUACAAAUUCAUUUAUUGGCACACCCAAAUUUAAACAUUAAUUGUCAGUCCUGUACUGCUUCUUUCUUCCAUUUCUAUUUUUUUAAAGAUCCAUCGUUUAGUUCAAAUUUUUAAAAAGAUUUUUUGUGUUCACCUUUCCAGGCUCUGUUAUACUUUUUUGUAGAUGCACAGCCAUGGUUGGAUCUAAGCUCUCUUCAUUUGGUCAAAAAGAGAGUAAAUCUUUGUGUACAAUCCAGACUUUUAGAUGUUUGUUAAGUACAUUCUGGGUGCAUCCCAGUUGUAAAGAACCUUUGUGUGAUCUUUCACAGUGCCUUCCAAUUUGACACUAUCCAGUCUAUUACUAUUGGCUUUUUCCAAAUAAUUUUGCAUAGUUAUAAUGCAAUUGUUGUUAUUUUAUGCUCAGCAGUUUUAUCUUUGAAUGUUUACCACUGUUUUAGAGGGCGGUUAUUAUAUUUGUUGGACUUCGCACUUUGAUGAGCUGUGGUUGUUUUUAAAUAUACAGUAGAAAAAUAACUUGACUGAUCUACCGUACAGUGGCACUGUGUGUUUUUCUUUUUUGUUCCUGUAUAAAAAGGAUGCAUAAGUAACACUGUCAGAUUUUCAAAGUUUUCAACUUCUAAACCAGAAAGAAAUAGCCAGAAUAAACAAAAAUGGAACAGCACCGACUUUGAGGUAUUAGUGGAUUUCUUUCACUGAGCAACGCUUUCAUGAAAUUCAUUAAAAGACGUGUGUGCC